UGCCCCGUCAGACACCUGCCUCCAGAGCCGAAGCGAGACCGGAGCUCCGUGCGCGGUGUCGGAGCUGCAGCCGCGGAGCCGGACCCCUCUGCCCGUCUCUCGCUCCUCCUCCUCCGAGUGUGUGGCAGGUGCUGCGCCGCGUCGCUUCUCUCGGCUCCGGAGCUCCAGCGGCGCCGACACCGCCGCCCCACUUCUGCCUCUUCCCCGGCGGAUUCCCCCCGGCGGAGCCCGGAGGACGGACCGAAGCGGCGCGCGUGGCGGGCGGAAGUUCCCGCGCGGACGGAGCCUCGGGCGGCUGCUGAAACUCGACUCGACCGUAACUUCGCGUCUCCGGUGUCCAGGCUUUCCCCCCCGCCCCCUCCUCCCCCCAGUCUGGUUUGCGGACAUAAACACCGAGGAUUUCCCGGAGUCAGUUCCAGGAUUGGUUUGGAGCGAGGCAGUCUGCGUCUCCGGAGCAGCAGAGCCGGGGCUGCCGCCCGGGAGCCGACCACUCUCGCUCGUCUGUUCAUGGAAAUGAGGUGUCGCCCGGCGGAUCGCCGCGCGGCUGCACCGUGAAGCGGAUUACAGGAGCGGACCCCCCUGCCCCGCCCCCCACCGACUCCUCCGAGUUUGGACAGUUUGGGAGCUCGGGACGCGGAGAAGAUGGUGUGUGGCCCCGGGACCGGCGUGAGGUGGCGCCUCCUCCUGCUGCCGCCGCCGCCGCCGCCGCUGCUGCUGCUGCUGCUCGGCUGCUGCCACAUGUUGCACGCUCAAGAGGUGGCGCCCUACCUGCUGACCGAGGGGCUGGAGCCACAGGUGGCGCUGGAAGGCAACAGGCUGGUGCUGAGCUGUAUGGCCGGGGGCAGCUGGCCGCUCCAGUACCGCUGGGCGCUGAACGGCACCGACAUCACCGACUGGACGCCGCAGUUCAGGUGGACACUGGAGUCGGUGAAGCGGACCGACGCCGGGCAGUACCAGUGCACGGUCCGGAACCGGAUGGGGGCCCUGAUCCAGCGCAGCACUGAGGUGCAGGUGGCCUAUUUGGGCUCGUUCCCGGGCGAGGAGCAGCGGAAAACAGUGCCGCAGGAGCGAGCCGCCGUGGUCAGUCCUCCGGCGUUGGCGUCGUACCCGCGCCCACUGCUCACGUGGUUCAAGGACGGGCAGAAGAUCCUCCCCAACGACAGAGUAGCCACAACUCUGGACAACCAGCUGGUCGUCUUGGCGACGAGGCCGCAGGACGCCGGCCGUUACCAUGCCAACGCUGUCAACGCCCUGACGGGGGAAAGCGUGACCAGCGCGCCCGUCUAUCUCAGCGUCUCAGGUCCGGGAUCAGAACCAGAGUCUCCGACCAUCGUCAUUGGACCCAGGGACACCACGGUGACGGCAGGAAGCGAUGUCACGCUGGAGUGUGUCGCCAACGCUCGGUUCGUGGACCAGCUGCAGUUGUCAUGGAAACGAGAUGGACGUCGGCUGGCUGAGGGGCGUCGCCUGGUGGUCACCACCGCCAAGGCGUCGGACGCUGGCGUCUACGUGUGCGAGGCCACCCUCAGCAACAGCUCGGCCAAAGCUGUGGAGGCGAGCGCUCAGCUGAGCGUCGUGGAGCCGCCCACGCUGAUGACUCGCCCGCCGAGGAGGAUGGUGGUGGACCUGGAGCGGAGCGUGGACCUGCCCUGCGCAGCCUCAGGCACGCCCCCCCCCCGGCUGGACUGGUUCAAGGACGGCGUGCCAGUGACCCGGCUGGCCAACCCGCGCUACCGGCUGACGGCCGGCGGCCUGACCGUGCGACGGGCUCAGCCCGGGGACGGAGGAAUCUUCCAGUGCUUCGCCCGGAACGCCGCGGGAGAAGCCCAAGUCCACGCCCACCUGCUGGUCUCCAGCGUGUCUCCGGUCUUCACGUCUCCUCCGGCCGACCUCACCGUGACCGAAGGCGCCGCGGCCCUGUUCUCCUGCCAGACCAGCGGAGCCCCCACCCCCGCCGUCACCUGGAGGAGAGGCUCCCAGGUGGUGGCCAGCGGCUCGGUGCGCCUCGCCCGCUUCACCCUGCUGCAGUCUUCGGGGCUGCUGGUGGAGCCCGUCACCUUCCAGGACGCCGGCGAAUUCACGUGUGUCGCCGCCAACUCGGAGCGAGUCAUCAAUGCCUCGGCGAGGCUCACCGUCCUUAACCGCACGCUCAUCUCCCUGCCGCCGGCGGACCAGCGAGUCAUCAAGGGAACCACCGCGGUGCUGCGCUGCAGCGCCACCCACGACCCGCGGGUUGACGUCAGCUACCGAUGGCAACGCGGCGGGGCACCGCUGCUCCUGGCCUCCGGGGGCCGCCUCUCCGUGCAGCCAGGCUCCCUCACCAUUGGCCAGACCUGGUCAGGUGACAUCGGGGAUUACACCUGCACCGUCACCUCCAAGGCGGGAAACGAUUCCCGGACGGCGCGGCUGGAAGUCAUCGAGCUGCCUCACUCUCCUCGCUCGCUCGCCGCUCUGCUCGACGACUCGGACUCUCGCGCCGUGCGGCUGUCGUGGCUCCGCCCCUUCGACGGCAACUCGCCGCUUCUCUACUACGUGCUGGAGCUGUCGGAGAACAACUCCCCGUGGAAGGUCCACCUGCCCGAGGUCUCCCCGGCCGUGGCCCAGGUCUCCGUGCGGGGGCUCACCCCCGCCCGCACCUACCAGUUCAGACUGUGUGCCGUCAACCAAGUGGGGCGAGGACAGUUCAGCGCGGAGACGCACAGGCUCAUGCUGAGGGAGGAGGCCCCCAGUGCUCCGCCCAAAAACAUCGUGGCCAGCGGCCGAACCAACCAGUCCAUCAUGGUCCAGUGGCAGCCACCGCCGGAGCUGCAGCUCAACGGAGUCCUGCGAGGAUACCUGCUGCGGUACCGGCUGGCCGGUCUGCCCGGGGAGUACCAGGAGAAGAACAUCAGCAGCCCAGAGACCAACUACUGUCUCCUGAAAGACCUGAUCAUCUGGACCCAGUACCAGAUCCAGGUAGCAGCCUACACCGGCGCCGGCCUCGGGGUCUUCAGCAGCCCAGUGACCGAGUACACGCUGCAGGGAGUCCCCACAGCGCCCCCUCAGGACGUGGAGGUCUCGGCCAUCAACUCCACCACCAUCCGCUUCAGCUGGAGCCCCCCGCCCCAGCAGUUCAUCAACGGCAUCAACCAGGGCUACAAGCUGCUGGUGUGGCCCCAACAGAGCCCGGAGGACGUGGCCGUGGCGACCGUCACGCCGGACUAUCCCAGCCUGAGGCACAGCAGCCUGGUCAGUGGCCUGAGGAAGUUCACCUGGUACUACACCUCCACGCUCUGCUUCACCACGCCAGGAGACGGACCCCGGAGCCCGCCCGCCCUGCUGCAGACCCACCAGGACGUGCCGGGCCCGGUCCGAGACCUGAGCUUCAGCGAAGUCCUGGACACCUCAGUGCGAGUCAGCUGGUCGCCUCCUGAGGACGCCAACGGCGUGAUCACCGGCUACCUGCUGUGGUGGCACGUCUCUGCUGAGGAGUCCAGUCAGCAGGAACGGCCUCUGUCCAACUCCACGCUGCGCUGCCAGCUGACGGGCCUCAACUCCACCACCACGUACAGCGUCCAGGUGGCAGCGCUCACGGCGGCAGGGCGCGGCGCCGCUACGUCAUCCUCGGUCGCCACUGGAGUCCCGCCAGAACUGCCCGGCGCACCCACCAACCUGGUCAUCUCCAACAUCAGCCCGCGGAGCGCCACGUUGAGGUUCCGGCCCGGUUCUGACGGGAGGACGGCCGCGUCACGGUGGAUGGUGGAAGCCCAGGUGUUGAGGGACGACGGGGAGACGACCCGAGACUGGACCCUGGUGUACCAGGAGGAGGCCCGCGCCAGCGUCCACCAGGUUCUGAUCGCCGACCUCACUCCCUUCACUCGCUACAGGUUCCGGAUGCAGCAGGUGAACCUGGUGGGCUCCGGCCCCCUCAGCGCCCCCUCCAGGCUGAUCCAGACCCUGCAGGACUCGCCCGACACGCCCCCCCGCGACCUGACCCUGAGGGCCACCGCUCAGACCAGCCUGCGCUUCAGCUGGAAGCCUCUUCCUGAGUCCGAGUUCAACAGCAGCCCGGACUCGCUGGGCUACCGUCUGCGGGUGAGGAGGGCAGAAGGCCGGGGGGCGGAGCGGACGGUGGAGGUGGGCGGAGCUGCCGGGACCACUCAGGCCACGGUGGAGAACCUGCAGCCCUGGACCCAGUACCAGGCCCAGGUCCAGGCCUACAACGCCAUCGGCCCUGGACCCUGGAGCGCCGAGGUGGCGGCGCACACGGCGGAGGCUGUUCCAGCCGCGUCGCCCAGCAACGUGACGGCGGAGGCCCUCAGCUCCACCAAGAUCCUGCUCACCUGGUCUCUGCUGCCACGGGACCAGAAGAACGGCGUGGUCCUGGGCUACAAGGUCCUGUACUGGGCGAGGGACUCUGGAGCGCCCCCUAGCUGGCAGGUGGUGGUGGGGGAGGGCCGCGUGUCUCUGGUGCUGGGGCUCCUGCAGAAGUUCACCGAGUACGUGAUGCAGGUCCUGGCUUACACCCGCUUGGGCGACGGCCCCCCCAGCGAGCGGGUCCUGCUCCGGACCAAGGAGGACGUCCCUGGUCGACCAAUGCGGGUGCUGUUUCCUGAGGUCCGGCUCUCCUCAGUCCGGGUGGUCUGGCAGCCCCCCACCAAACCCAACGGCAUCAUACUGGGUUACCAGAUCUCGUACCGUCUGGAGCAGCGGGACUCUCAGCGUUGGACCACAGUGGAGGUGGGCUCCAACGGUCGGCAGUUCACCGUCACCGGGCUCUUGCCGGAGCAGAGCUACCUGUUCAGGCUGGUGGCCCGGACCUCGGUGGGCUGGGGUCAAGAACAGGAGGCUGUGGUGGUCACCACCGAGCGCAGAGAGCGCCCCCAGCCUCCCAGGAGGCUCUCCGUCCCUCAAGACGGGGUGGAGUCUCGCCGUCUCCGCCUCCACUGGGCGCCGGGCAGCUCUGGCUCCUCCCCUCUCCGGUACUUCACGCUGCAGCUGCGGGAGCUUCCCGACGGAGCGUGGAGGACGCACACCAGCGACGUGCCGCACAACUGCACCUCCUUCCUGGUCGAGGGGCUGCGGCCCUUCACCUCCUACAGGCUGCGCAUGCUGGCGGCCAACGACGUCGGCGACAGCAUCCCGAGCAAGGAGACGGAGGCGGUGACCACGCUGCAGGACGUUCCUGACCAGGCUCCUGAGAUCCUGGCUGUCAAACCCUCGACCACCACCUCCGUCCUGGUGCAGUGGAAGCGUCCGAGCGACAGCAGCACCAACGGAGUCCUGACCGGGUUCCGACUCUACUACAGAGAACUUCCCGCCAACAUGUCAGAGCCGUCGGCGUCCAGGAAUGUGUCGGCCGCCGCCAUCACAGCCAAAAGCAACUUCAAGACGGUCAGCAGCUCCUCAGUCACCGACUUCGAGCUCACGCAGCUGAAGAAGUUCACGCGCUACCACAUCGUCAUGACCAGCUACAACAUCGUCGGGGAGAGUCCGCCCUCCGACCCGGUGGAGGUGUCGGUCGGCGAGGCGGCGCCCUCUGUGGCUCCUCAGUCCAUCAGCGUCUCGCCCGUGUCCCCGUCUGUCAUGGAGGUCAGCUGGGACACGCCCCCUCCGGAGACACAGAACGGCCACAUCCAAGGAUACAAGCUCCACUACUGGCAGAAGAACAGACAGAACCAGACUGAGAAGGUGCGCCUGGUCCUGGUGCCGGACACUCGGGUCCAGCUGACCAACCUCAGCAGCUACACGUCCUACCUGCUCACGCUGACCGCCUUCAACACGGCCGGCGACGGCCCGCCCAGCGAGCCCCGCGGCGCCCGGACGCUGCCGUCAGCGCCAGGACCGCCCAGCUUCCUGUCCUUCUCCGAGCGGACUGGAGGGAGCGUCAACGUGUCGUGGGGGGCGCCGCUCGCCGCCAAUGGCCAGCUGGAGGGCUACAGGGUGGUGUACCAGCCCACGGCUCCGGUGCAAGGCGUCAGCAAGGUGGUGACGGUGGACGUGGCGGGCGGCUGGCAGCGCUGGCUGAAGGUCCGAGACCUGCUCCCAGGAGCCACCUACAUGUUCAGCGUCCAGGCCCUGACGGUCACUCACGGCCCGGCGGCGCUGGCCAACAUCAGCGCUCAGCCAGCGACAGGCUCCCCCGGCGCCCCUGCACAGGUCUCCCUCAGCAGGACCGCCUCAGCUCUCACCCUGCACUGGACGGAGGGCGACGUGGGGGCGGCGCCCGUCAGCGGAUACGUGGUGGAGUCUCGCCAGUCAGACGAGGGCGUGUGGGACCCCUUCAUCCGGCAGCUCCCCCCCACCAGCAGGUCCGUGUCCGUGCCGCUGGAGCGUCUGAGGUCAGGGGUCAACUACGAGUUCCGAGUCAUCGCUGUCAACCGCCACGGCUACGGACAACCCAGCUCCCCCACCGCCGCCCUGACCGCCCUGAGCGAGCGGCCCUUCUACGAGGAGUGGUGGUUCCUGCUGGUCACGGCUCUGGUGGGUCUCAUCCUGAUCCUGGUCCUGGUCUUCACCCUGCUGCUGCACGGGCACAACACCAAGUACCGAGCCUGCGGCACAGGGAAGCCGCUGGCGGCCGCGGAGGAGUCGGUCACGCUGGACAACGGAGGCUUCACCGCGCUGGAGCUCAACAGCCGGACCCUGGGCGCCAAGAGCUGCUACCUGAAGAAGAACGGGAGCAGGUCGCCGCCGCGGCCCAGUCCUGGAGGCCUGCGCUACUCCGACGAGGACCUCUGCAACAGCUACAACGGCGGCGCGCUGACGGAGAGCGCCGCGCUGACGGAGAAGCCUGCCGAGGCGUCCGAGUCCGAGCUGACGGACAGCGACUACGAGGACGAGCAGCCCAAACACUCCUUUGUCAACCACUACAUGAGCGACCCGACCUACUACAACUCGUGGAAGCGGCAGCCCAAGUGUCUGCAGGGCCUGAGCUCACCGUUCAGCUACGAGGAGGCGGCGGCGGCCGGCGAGGCCGAGCCGUUCUACCAGACGGUGGUGACGCAGCACAGCGCCGGGGGCGCCUACACGGCCGGCGGCCAGCCCGCCGUCGCCCACGGCAACCCCGCCCCCAACCCGCCCGGCUCUCGCACGCCCGUCACCGGCUUCUCCUCCUUCGUCUGAGUCUGGAGGCAACUGUGAAGACACCGAGUGAAGUCUCACUCAGCACUGUGCGCACGUGUGUGUGUGUGUGUGUGUGAGAGAGAGAGAGGCAGGAGGGGGCGGACCUCGUCGCCGAACCUUCGUCACGCGCCGCCCAGCUCCAGAGACGCUCCAUCACCACCUGUCUGAACUUGACCUGUGCGUGUGCGUGUGCGCCGGAGAGGAGGACCGGUUCUGUCUGCACUGACCCACGCUGGCGCUUCCGCUGGUCCCAGCGGCGUUUUCUACACAGACGGCGACCUUUGAGCCGGAGGUCGACACCAGGACACUUUUGUAAGACGCUGCUGAGCCUCUCCGCUCAGUUCCCUUCCAGCCGUCUGUCAAUAAAAGGAGGUGGUUCAGGCUCUGGUCUGUGGUUUGUCCUGGGCUGCUCAUCCCCUCUUCUGACGGAGCGUCGCUGCCAUAACUCAUAAAAGAUGUUGGGGCUGCCGUGAUGACGUCACGACGCCGGUUUUAUUUUCACGACUCGGUUGUUCAUUUAUGUUGUAAAAUUCGACCUUUGUUUACUUCUAUUACUGUUCUACUUUUUUCUUUACCUGGUGUAUCGUCGUUAAUAAAACUGUGGACUGUA
Molecule: messenger RNA, 7714 nt
Organism: Synchiropus splendidus (mandarinfish)
Lineage: Eukaryota; Metazoa; Chordata; Actinopteri; Syngnathiformes; Callionymidae
Product: protein sidekick-1-like
Exons: 44
Coding region: 643-7104 (2153 amino acids)
Biological process (GO): cell-cell adhesion
Molecular function (GO): protein binding
Source: RefSeq, a predicted model, not a curated record